AUGGCUUUACUACACAGUCUGCCCGAUGGAGAGCAGCCGAGUCUCUCUCCGGUAGAGCUUGCGCAGCUCCUCUCCCGGUUAAAGCAGUCUGUGCUGCAUCCGAGCCCCGAACGCGAACGAAGAUUGCGCAACAGCGAGUUUGAGAGGACGAGGGUCGAGGCUAACCUGCAGUAUGCGCGGGCGGCGCUGACGAAGCUGGAACAUACGCAGCCGGCAAGGAGAGCGGACUCGCAGAGCGACCUCGCAAAACACCGGGAAACGCUGGACCUGUUGUUUGAUCGGUUGGAUGACCUGCGAAAAGUUGCUGUUGACGAAGAAGACUCGUCCGAAGGUGAAGACCUGCUUAGAGACAUCAUACACACGCCGAGCGAAAGCCAGGACUCGAGACGGUCAUCGAAUGCGCCGCGGGCAGAAGGCAACGUCGAAGACGAGAUACAUCAUCCCGAGCCCCCUAAACCGCCGUUACAAGCUGAACCAACACCCGAAAUCCCUACGACGACGACGACGACCAACACUGGUACUGCAGCGGCUGAGGCCGUCGUCAGUGAACAACCUUCCACACAGACGACACAAGCAUUGCGCGCUCGCGCCUCCGCCCCAUCACCAGCUCCUUCCGCCCACAGCACCGCUCGAUCCGCCCUAUUCGCCAACCGCCGCAAGCCCGCCAGCCCAGAGAGGUCGACGGCCACGGCAGAGGCCAUCCUCGACCAGCAGCGCUUCGAGCAGGACGCCAUCUCCAGCUCGAUCCUGCAGAUGGCGAGCGCGCUCAAGGAGAGCUCCAAGAGCUUCUCGGCGACGCUGGAGGAGGACAGGACGGUGCUCGGCGCCGCGGGGGCGAGCAUGGAGAAGUCGGAGCUGAGCAUGGAGGCGGCGCAGGGGCGGAUGGGGUCGCUGAGGAGGAUGACGGAGGGCAAGGGGUGGUGGGGGAGGAUGAUUCUGUAUGCGUGGGUGUAUGGGCUGAUGGUUGCCUUGGUGCUGCUGGUGUUUGUGUUUCCGAAGCUGAGGUUUUGA
Messenger RNA from Trichoderma citrinoviride, 1011 nucleotides. RefSeq lists its product as hypothetical. The transcript has 3 exons. Gene Ontology annotation, biological process: retrograde vesicle-mediated transport, Golgi to endoplasmic reticulum. Gene Ontology annotation, molecular function: SNAP receptor activity. Gene Ontology annotation, cellular component: SNARE complex; endoplasmic reticulum. The coding region runs from base 1 to 1011 and encodes 336 amino acids. Lineage: Eukaryota; Fungi; Ascomycota; Sordariomycetes; Hypocreales; Hypocreaceae. The record is from RefSeq and is a predicted model, not a curated record.